CCCCUCCCCCAUCCUUCCCCCCUCUCUCUCACUCUCGCUCCGAGCGAGAGGUCUGUGUCACUGGCCCUCCUUCCCUCCGGAGCUCUCUCCUCUUGCUCCGACCCAACAACAGGUGAGAACAGUUUGCGCUAGUAGGGUUUCGCCCUUCCGUUUCUAAGGGAAACAGGUUGGAGAUCAAGACGCCGCAAUGCCCAAGAUGUUCGGUUUCUCUCGUCGCCGGAUGAAGCUGGGAAGGUUGAAGGGUCAUCUGCAUGAUCCUUUCCAUGGCCCCCGGAGUCCUGCCCAUCCCACCAAGCGGUCCAGUCACCUCACUGGAGAAGAACCAGUGGCUACGUCGGUGAGUGGCCGUCCUGACGACCUUGCUUGGCGUUGCUCCUCUGAUACUUUUGACCUCAAUGGCCGUGCAUUUGAAAACUCAGAGAACUGGGCAGUAUUGUCAACGGACGGGGAUAAACCGAGUCCUCGUUUUGAUGUAAUUAACCAUCUUAUUGAUGUUUUGAAGUGUAUAGGAAGUUGUGAUGUUUUCAUCAUUAUCGGUUUCUAUACGGAAGCCUCUAUAACACAUUCAUCUGGUUACCAUUUCAAACAGCAUGCAGCAGCCAUGGUAGGGAGCAAAAUGAUUGUCUUCGGUGGAGAUUCCGGUAAUCAUUUGCUGGAUGAUACAAAGAUAUUAAGCUUAGACAAGCUUACAUGGGAUUCUGUGGCUUCUAAAGUUCGUGUAUCACCAGGUGGACGUUGUGCGCAGUUUCGACCAUGCAAAGGACAUUGCCUGGUUCCAUGGGACAAGACUGUCAUUCUUGUCGGAGGGAAAACCGAGCCAUCUUCUGACCGGAUAUCAGUAUGGACAUUCAAUACGGAAACCGAGAUCUGGUCGCAUAUGGAAGCGAAGGGCGACAUUCCGGUGGUUCGAAGUGGUCAUACAGUGACUAGAGCAGGCCCUGUUUUAAUUCUUUUUGGGGGCGAGGAUACCAAAGGGAAGAAACUACAUGACCUUCAUAUGUUUGAUCUGAAGUCCUUAACAUGGCUUCCUUUGAACUAUAAAGGUGCUGGACCUUCUCCAAGAUCCAAUCAUGUUGCUGCACUUUACGAUGAUAGAAUUCUUUUGAUUUUUGGAGGCCAAUCAAAAUCCAAGACCUUGAAUGAUGUCCACGCUCUAGAUUUUGAAACAAUGGUAUGGUCAAGAAUGAGAACACAUGGUCAUCAUCCAUCACCUCGGGCAGGUUGCUGUGGAGCUCUCUGUGGGACGAAAUGGUAUAUAGCAGGGGGUGGAAGCAAGAAAAGGCGUCAUCCUGAAACUUGGGUCUUUGAUGUCCUAGAAUCCAAGUGGUCUGUUUGUGUAGUACCUCCUAGUUCCUCCAUCACUACCAAGAAAGGUUUCAGCAUGGUUCCUUUGUACUACAGGGAUAAGAUUGUUCUUGUUUCAUUUGGAGGAAACAAAAAGGAGCCAUCUGAUAAGGUCGAAGUACUAGUGGUGCUGCAAAAUGAACAUUGUUUCAGUUGGCGGUCUGCCCCUGAUGCAGAACCCUUAAUGUAUGAGGACUCUUCUCCUAGCUCAAAGGAACUCGCGGAUCACCUCAACAACUGCGAUCCUUUGUACUCUAACUCUGUAGCAAGGCAUAGUCUCGCGACAACAGUGGAAAGCUCAUCUGGGAGGAAAUCACUCCCUGAUUCACUCCUACAUAACUCGAAGGUGGGCGGCUCAUCACUCCGCAGGCAGUUCCGUCAGGAGGAGGAAUGCAGCCUGGCCCAAAAACUGCAGAAGCCAAUCGACGAUGACAAGUACAAGGAUGUUGACGAUUGUUCUGAGCUACCAUCCUUCGCAAACCAAAAGCAGCGGAGUGACACAUAUCAUUCUCCAGAUGCGGAUGCUAAAACGAAGAGGGUGGGCAGAAGUUCGUCUGACAUUAACCAUCAACAUGAUACAAAAAUCGCAAACUUGGUCAGGAGAAACAUGGCGCUGGAAGAGCAACUUUCAGCUGCAAUGGCGAGCAAAGACGAAGCAGAAAAGAACUUAUCUCUGGUCAUUGACACGAAGGAAGAGCUAGAGAAGAGGCUAGCUGAGAGAGACAGGGAGGUUGUGGCGCUGAAGGAGAAAGUGGGAGGAUUAGAACAGGCACACGAAGAUUUGAACAACGCCUCAAACACUGUCCAUGCUGAUAACGUGCGGCUCGAGCGUGAAGUGGCGUUCUUGAAGGCAGUCAUGGAUGAAACUCAGAAGGCAAAAAAAAUAAAAAUCCCUGUGAUCUCUCAUUGUACCAGUGUUUAUGCAGUUGUACUGACUAUUUUACCCCCUAAACAGGAGUUUUACUCGACCCGCGGAGUUCUAGCAGGAGAGCGCGCGAGGGCAUUCCAGCUCCAGGUUGAAGUGUUUCAUCUGAAGCAAAGGCUGCAAUCAAUGGAUGGACGGUCACCUACACAAAGAAAACCUCAGAAUCUCUAGGUUCCAGAGGUCAAAUCUCAAAUGUGGAUAAUGAUGCGAAUACCUUGCAUCCUGAUGUAAACUAAUUGUUACCAUGCCUAUUUUUGCGUCAAAACAUCAGGGGCGUGUUUGGUUGGUUACCAUGCUUCGCCACACCUGGGUUGUGUGAAUUCACAUCUUUUGUGGCGACCAAACUGGGCAAGCGCGGUAAUGAACCGAACAUGCCCCAGGUAUGCAUAUGUUCUGAUCCAUCGUAGGGAGGAUUGUGUGCUAGAUACUAAGGUUGUGAGAUGUGGAUUGAUUUGCAACUGUCUGAUCUAGUAAUGUGCAUAUCCUUGUUUUUGAAACUUCUCUUGAGAGAGCGUGAAACUCUCUCUUUUCAGUUUAAACUAGUAAUUUGCCCGUGUGUUCGAUGGCAAAAAUAACAUGUUUAUGACCUAUGUAGUGCAAAUUUGUGGCGACCUGGUCCCGUAUAA
This is a messenger RNA of Triticum dicoccoides, 2895 nucleotides long. RefSeq names its product acyl-CoA-binding domain-containing protein 6-like. Lineage: Eukaryota; Viridiplantae; Streptophyta; Magnoliopsida; Poales; Poaceae. Gene Ontology annotation, molecular function: protein binding. Bases 188 to 2440 code for a protein of 750 amino acids. The transcript is spliced from 14 exons. The record is from RefSeq and is a predicted model, not a curated record.